CGGGGCGAGCCCCGAAUGGCGAGGCGCGGGGGCGGCGCCCGGGCGGGGCGAAUAGUGGGGAGAGACAUGGCCGCUCUUCGUGUCCUGUUGUCCCGCGUCCGCGGCCCGCUGAGGUCCCCGAUCCACUGCUCCGCGUGGCGUCCCUUCGCCUCGGGUCCUAACUUUGAGUACAUCAUCGCAGAAAAAAGGGGGAAGAAUAACACCGUGGGGUUGAUCCAGCUGAACCGCCCCAAGGCCCUCAAUGCACUUUGCAAUGGGCUGAUUGAGGAGCUCAAUCAGGCACUAAAGACCUUCCAGGAGGACCCAGCCGUGGGGGCCAUUGUCCUCACUGGUGGGGAUAAGGCCUUUGCAGCUGGAGCUGAUAUCAAGGAAAUGCAGAACCUGAGUUUCCAGCACUGUUACCUCCAAACGUUGUUGAGCCAAUGGGACUACCUCACUCAGGUCAAGAAGCCAGUCAUCGCUGCUGUCAAUGGCUAUGCUCUUGGCGGGGGCUGUGAGCUUGCCAUGAUGUGUGACAUCAUCUAUGCCGGCGAGAAGGCCCAGUUUGGACAGCCGGAGAUCUUACUAGGGACCAUCCCAGGUGCAGGUGGCACCCAGAGACUCACCCGUGCUGUUGGGAAGUCGCUGGCGAUGGAGAUGGUCCUCACCGGUGACCGGAUCUCAGCCCAGGAUGCCAAGCAAGCAGGUCUUGUAAGCAAGAUUUUUCCUGUUGAGACACUGGUGGAAGAAGCCAUCCAGUGUGCAGAAAGAAUUGCCAGCAAUUCUAAAAUUAUAGUAGCAAUGGCCAAAGAAUCAGUGAAUGCAGCUUUUGAAAUGACGUUAACAGAAGGAAGGAAGUUGGAGAAGACCCUCUUUCAUUCAACCUUUGCAACUGAUGACCAGAAAGAAGGGAUGGCUGCGUUUGUGGAAAAGAGAAAGGCCAACUUCAGAGACCAGUGAGAAGCAGCUGCCCCUGCCCUACACCUCCACCUGGAGAGGAAAAGCAUAGGCUGUCAGUUUUAGAAGCAAGUAAAUCACCCUCUUUUCAAGGGCAGUGUC
This is a messenger RNA of Sapajus apella (tufted capuchin), 1038 nucleotides long. RefSeq names its product enoyl-CoA hydratase, short chain 1 (gene ECHS1). The transcript is spliced from 8 exons. Gene Ontology annotation, molecular function: enoyl-CoA hydratase activity. The record is from RefSeq and is a predicted model, not a curated record. NCBI's taxonomy places the organism in Eukaryota, Metazoa, Chordata, Mammalia, Primates, Cebidae. The coding region runs from base 16 to 939 and encodes 307 amino acids. Gene Ontology annotation, cellular component: mitochondrion. Gene Ontology annotation, biological process: fatty acid beta-oxidation.